UGCAAGUAUGCUAAAGCGAAUGAAGCUGGUGUGAGGACAAGUAGAGAAAAUUCUCAUACCAGAGCUCGCCAUUCAACAGCUUACUUUCCGCUCCAGUGUAGACACAAUGCGAAGGACCUGCUGCUCAAGUGUUGGAAUUUAAAAUUUGGAAUUGUCGCUGUUUAUUGAACAUAGAAUAACGCGCCGGUUAGUGUGCGAUAUGGCAUGGACGUAGUUUGCUAUACUUUUAGCCACCCGACAUAAGCGGAAGUCGAGCGCAUAAACGCAAUUGCCGGCAGUCAGGAUAUGACAUGAAAGCGUACGAACCGUACUUCGUUGGCAACAUGUAAAGGAAAGUACGCUUUUCCAAAACGAUAGCCACCAAGAAAUUGCACAUCAUUGUGCGCUAGACCAAAGUAAAGUGUGAAGGGGGAAAGAGAAAGCUGUCGACGCAACCAAAUCGAGGAAGUGAGUGUUUGAAUUUUAAAAUCUAAAUGGAAAUGUACUGUGACAUUUGCAUUUAUAUACCACGCUACGCUGGACGUUGUGGAAAAUUACCGCUAAUGCCACAGCUGUGAGUAGACGUUGGUGUUAUUGUACAUACAAGCGCACAAUAACUACAACCGAGUGCACGAAGGAAGCGAAAGGAUAAUUGCACAAAUGCGCGGCUAAGUUGAGCGCGACUGAGGCGGGUUGUGGAAGAAGUGGCAGUGUACCUGGAUUAUACAAAUAAAAAGUGCAAAAACGUGGGAAAGGGAAGUGAGAUGGAUAAUAAGAAAUGAAGAAAAAAGUGAGAGGGCUUAAGGAAUAGAGUGAUCGGGGCGUGAAGUGAAAAAAGAAAUAAAAAAUAAGGUAUACAAAAGUUUAGUGGCGAAAGAAACAACGAAAAAGUGAAGUAAAUGGCAUUGCGAAUUAUGAAAAGAAAUUAAAAAUCUGAACAAGUGUUUCCUGCUGUUCACGCAGCUCAAAUAAGCGAACUCACCCAUUAGCGCUUUAGCGAAAGAUAUCGAAACCAACUGCCAGUGGAUCGCGCCUGUGUCCGUACGUUUUAACGUGCGCGCUGUCGUACCACCAAUCGUGUGCCAUCUCUCAUUCUCUGCGACUCUAGCUCCGUCUCUCACUCUUCAACUCUCCGUCUUACUUAAUCUCAACUGGCCGAGCGGAUCAAUCACUCAAUCAGUCACCUACUCAGUCCAUUGCGCAGAGGAUCUUGUGGCUUUUUGGCUUAUAAAUGUACAAGGACAGCAGCUGCCGCAGCAGUCCGCAGCCAAUACCGCCAAAAGUAACGCCCACAGCGAUAACUACAGCAACAACAACUAUAACGACAAUAGCCACAGCAUCAACUAUAACCACAACUAUAAUUGGGACAUCUGCCGAGCCUACGGCGAGCACACAACUGCCGCAACAAAGUGGGACUGAAAGCGUCACAGCAGUCAAGUGUAAUGCGAACGCAGCCUUAGACGCAGCAACGCACGCACAACGCAUAAGCACUGAGUCAACAGCGCCUAGCGCCACAGAAGCAACGAUAGACACGAGCGUAGCGCCGGUCGAAGCAGCAACAACAACAAACGUAGCCACAGCCCCCACAAAGAGCAUCAGCAUAAGCACCAGCAGCAACACCACGCCCAUCACACUCAGCCUCGCCGCCGAACACUUGGAGGCGGAGUACUACCAGCUCAGCUGCGCCUCAGAUUGUUCGAUUUUGUCAUCGUCGACGGCCUCAUCCGCAUCGCACACAUCGUCCAGCGGUAGCGGCAGCGACGACAGCGAGAACAGCGAAGUUUAUACAUUUCGCGCGCGCCCUGCCUUUCCUGCGCACACCUUACGCGCCAUACCCAAGCGCCGCUCCACCUUACGCCGUGAGUACGCACAGGCGCACGAAAGUCAAGAAGCGACGCCGCUGGACGCCGGUAGUCGACGCAGCAGCGCAGUUAGUGGCAUUAGCGGCGUUAGUGGUGUAAGCGGCGGUAGCGACGGCGGAAGCAGCCAUCGACGUCGUCGCAAGCAACAGCAGCGCGCUAGUAUUGGGGCUGAUGUACGCGUGUUGCGCAAAAUCGGCUAUAUUGCAUCGCGCGUGCGCUUUUUGGCGAAAAUCUAUGGUGAUUUCCGGUUGGUGAAUCCCUACAGUCCGGCAAAGCAACGCAAGCAGUUGCAGGACAUACUACUGCGGCAUUCGAUACCCGAUACUGAGCGCAGAAUCGCGGCGGCAGCGUCAGGGUAUCGCACGAAACGCUCAACAACGGCGGUCGACGUACCGGUAGCGGUAGUGACAUCGUCAGCGGCAGCGAUAACUUCAACAGCGGCGACUACUCCGCUGACGAGUAAACGCAGUCUGACGCCUGAUAGUUCCUUGGCGAGUAGCAGUUACGGCGUAGCGAAGGCAAGCGAGGAAGACGAUAAGACGCUGCAGGGACAAGCGCCUAGAGCUGAAGAAGAGCCGACGUUAAGUUCUUUAGAAGACGACGAGGAAGAGGAGGAAGACGAGACCUCAGCCACUUACACGGCGGGCACAGUGCGCCGCAAGUCAUCCGUCGGUGCAGCAGGCGCUGGUGAGGAGGAGAGCGCCGCAUCAAAGCGUUCGCUUGCUGUGCUGGAGGAGCUGCUGGUACAGUUCUAUGAGCAGCGGCAGCAUCGCAUCACCGUAAUACGGCGGCGGCAGCACAGUCGACGGGGCAGUGAGCGCGGCAACGGCAAAAUUGCCGCAAGUAGCAGACAGCAGUCAACGCAACAGCAACAGCCACCACAACAACUAAUCAUUAUGAGCGGCGGCAGCGCUGUGGGGACAGACAGCAACGUCGCACAACAGCUACUGCCCACAGCCGCCGAUAUAGAGCAGCAGACAAAUUUACGUAAUGCCAAUAAUCUUUACAAUAGCAGUGACGCCGGCGAUGGCGGCAGCAAAGUUAGCGUCACGGCGUCAGCAACAGUCAGUAAUAACCAGCAGGGCAGCUCAAAAGUUGCGUCUGGCGCAAAGGAAUCUAGUCAAUCACAAAAGCCGCAGCCGCAGCCACAUCAGCAACGCAGCUAUAGCAAUGCCUUUCUGCAGCCAUUCAGCAUGAGCGGUUGCUUGGAUCGGCGGCGGCGCGCCAGCGAUUGCUCAACACACCCCAGCAGCCAGCAGCUAUUACAGCAGCAGCUGUUGAGCAAUCAAUUGCAUGUGACGCUAAAAAACAACAACUAUGCGGGGUUAACGUCGAGCACUGGUGGCAAAUUUCCGUACCAUCGCGGCAGCUGCGGUGGCGCAGGCGAGCAUCUCUUAGCCGCCAAUUCGAUUGCCAAUCGCGCGACGAUCAUACUAAGCAAAUCGUGCAGCAAUGUGGAAGGCGGGCCGGCGGCUGCGGCAGCGGUAGCGACAGCAGCGGCGCUUUAUGGCGGUGAUGCGAUGCGCAAGCUCAGCCUUGGCGGCCAGCUAGAAGCGUCAAGUAAUGGCAAUGUGGUGUCGCCGGCGUUGACGCCCUCGCCCACACAGCAGCAGCAGCAACAACACACCGCUAGCGGGCCGGGCAGCAAUGGCAACAAUGAAUACAACAUUGUGCAGCUAAAUAACACAAUCAUCCAAUGUCAUUUCAACGAUGAGGAUUUUCGUGCGCUCAUCAAGGAUCUGAAGCGCAAGGUGGAGUACACCGAGCGCAUGAAUUGGCUAUGUCUCUCCAAGCGACCUUUGGGUCCGCCACAUCGCAAAAGUAGUCUACCAAAGCAUCAGGAGGUGAAAAAGCGUUUCCUGGAAAUUUGUGAUACCAACUUCUCGGAUGAGGUGAAAGCUGCACUCCGUUUGCCCGCCUUCGAUUCGUACGAGUGGGGCGAUGCCGAUGUUAUACAUCUAAUGCAAACGAUGUUCCUCGAAUUGGGCUUCAUAGAUAAAUUCAAUAUACCGAUUGAGACGUUGCGCGAAUGGCUGUAUGAGGUCUACAAGCAUUACAACGAGGUGCCAUUUCACAAUUUCCGGCAUUGCUUCUGUGUGGCGCAAAUGAUGUACGCCAUAACCCGCCAUGCCAAUCUGCUGCAACGACUAGGUGACCUAGAAUGCCUAAUAUUGCUAGUGUCCUGCAUUUGUCAUGAUCUCGAUCAUCCAGGCUACAAUAAUAUCUAUCAGAUAAAUGCGCGCACCGAAUUGGCACUCAGGUAUAAUGACAUCUCGCCGCUGGAAAAUCAUCAUUGUUCAAUAGCAUUCCGCUUGUUGGAGCAUCCUGAGUGUAAUAUCUUCAAAAAUUUCAGCAGAGAUACAUUCAAAGAAAUACGUGAGGGUAUCAUACGUUGCAUUUUGGCCACGGACAUGGCGCGUCACAAUGAGAUACUAACACAGUUCAAAGAGAUUACACCCAUAUUCGAUUACUCAAAUCGUGCGCACAUCAAUUUGCUCUGCAUGGUGCUCAUCAAAGUGGCAGACAUCUCAAACGAAGCGCGUCCCAUGGAUGUCGCCGAACCUUGGCUUGAUCGCCUGUUACAGGAAUUUUUCGCACAAAGCGCAGCCGAAAAGUCUGAAGGACUGCCCGUCACACCCUUCAUGGAUCCGGAUAAGGUUAGCAAGCCCGGUUCACAGGUGCGUUUCAUCGGUUUGGUGCUAUUACCGCUCUUCGAAGCCUUGGGCGAUUUGGUGCCUGAAGUGAUUGAAUUGAUUAUAAUACCAGUGCGCAUAGCGCUCGACUACUAUAGACGCUUAAAUGAUGCUCAAAAUAAAUCGCGCAAAUCUGUCGCCGACGCCGCCUCCAUGGCCGCAUCGGACAAUAUUAGCGCUGCCUCGGAUGGUGGCGGCAGCACAACUGCUGUGGGCGGUACACAUGCUCAUAGUCCAGCGGCUGGUGCGAAUGGUCAGGGUGCAGCAGGUGCUAGCACCGCCUCAACGGGCACCAGCACAACUACCACAGCUGGCGCCGGUGGUGGCGGCUCCGGCAGUGGUGGCACCAACUCUGGCGGCAGUAUUUCACCACAAAUGCCACGCUCACAAUCGGGCAUUAGUGUGAAGUCCCGCCGGAGUAUACCAUCACAGAAAUCCGCUUCACGCACAUCCGUCGAUGAACCGCAAUGUUUGGCAGCUGAACUGCACGAUUUGCCGGAGGGUAGUGAGAGUGGCGAUUCGGAAACGGCUACGGAAGUGGAUGUCGCCGAGAAGACUUCCAAGUUCAAAGUGGACACCGAGGGCAGCAGCAAUCGCUCGAAAUCCUCUCAUUCGACGUCGCGUAAGUCCUCGCGUGAGAAGCGCCCCUCCAUGAUCGGUGAGAUGUGCAGCAGCGGAGGUGGUCAGCGCAUACGCAAUUCAUAUGGCAACAUACAUGGCUAUCACUCCAAUCGCUGUCACUUCAGCUCCAAUCGCGCCGUCAGUUUGGAUCAGUACAGCACCAAUAAUCGUCGCCUCUCCGAUGGCCUGCAGCAGGUCAUCUCCGACAGCAAUGUCUUUUACAAUCGUCAGAAUCGUGGCAGCCUCGAGGUGACCGCCAGUCGGCUGGGCGAAGACUUGAAUAUAAAUGCGCCUGGCAUGGGGAGCGGCGUGGGUGGCGGCAGUGGUGGCGGUGCAUCUGGCGCCACACAGUCUUCCACGCAGCCGCUCAAUCCGAACAAUGUGCCAAAUGUGGAGUGCAGCGCCGGCAUGGCGGCACAUGUCAGCGGCGCGUGCACCGGUCAGCAGUCUUGUCAGCAUCAUCAUGCACACCAACACGUCCACACCCACCAGCAGCAGCAGUACCAGCAACAACAGCAGCAUUUGCAGCACUUGCAGUCAUCAUCGAAUGGCAAUCUCUCGCCCACCCAAUUGCUGCAACCGAAAUUGCAGCAGCACUGUUGCGCCGCAGCAGCGGCUGCAGCAGCUGUCGCCGCGGCAUCCAACACGUCCAACGGCCUAGGCGGCAAUGGCGGCGGUGGCGCCACAAUUUCCAAAUCCACCUGGAAGACACGGCUCAAACAGUUCUCCGACUACUUCGGCUUCUCCUUCGACAAAGGUGGCAAACGUUUCGGCAGCACACGCAGCUCGCCGUGUUCGGCGCGUAACAACAAUACCACCGGCUUAUCGGGCGCACAUCAGAUAGCAGGUGGUGGCGCGUUUGAUCCGCUACUCGGAAGCAGUGGCAGCGCUGGCAAGCCUCAGAGUAUCUGCUGCACUAUUUCGAAUAAUCUGCAGUCACCAGGGCUGCGCCACAAGUCACUAGCAGCUGGCGCUGGACUGCCUACACAUUCGGAGCUGGUAAGUGCUGGGCGCCUUCGCGCCUACAGCCUGGACGUGCCCUGCAGCCACACAAGCAAUCCGCGUUACAGCAGCAGCAGCGGCGGUGGAGGCGACAGCAGUCGCAAGUCAUCACGUCACGACGGUGGCACCACCGGCACCGGCGACGACAACAAUAGCAACAAUACGCUACACAGCAGUGGAGGCGGUGGCAGUGAAAUGCCCACUUGUCUUCCGCCACCCAUACGCAUAGGCAGCGUGGACGCCAGCGAUACGAUACUCAUUACAACUGGACUGCCGCGUGUCAUUACGCCCGCGCAACUCGGUGAGGGCGAGCCAAGUUUGAGCAUCGAUUUAGGUAUGGCUAGUGGGUCUUCGUAUGAGCCCUCGAAGAUUUGACAACGGGGGA
Messenger RNA from Rhagoletis zephyria (snowberry fruit fly), 6542 nucleotides. RefSeq names its product phosphodiesterase 9 (gene Pde9). NCBI's taxonomy places the organism in Eukaryota, Metazoa, Arthropoda, Insecta, Diptera, Tephritidae. Gene Ontology annotation, biological process: signal transduction. Gene Ontology annotation, molecular function: 3',5'-cyclic-nucleotide phosphodiesterase activity. The record is from RefSeq and is a predicted model, not a curated record.